Ogataea parapolymorpha DL-1 is the source of this 1821-nucleotide messenger RNA. Its product is annotated as ATP-dependent rRNA helicase SPB4. Gene Ontology annotation, molecular function: nucleic acid binding; ATP binding. Gene Ontology annotation, cellular component: nucleolus. The transcript has a single exon. Bases 1 to 1821 code for a protein of 606 amino acids. The record is from RefSeq and is a predicted model, not a curated record. NCBI's taxonomy places the organism in Eukaryota, Fungi, Ascomycota, Pichiomycetes, Pichiales, Pichiaceae.
AUGGCGGCAGAAAGUAAGCUAACAUGGGACUCCUUGCCUUACAAACUACUUCCUUGGCUUCGGGAAGCUUUGGUCUCGAACGGUUAUGAAAGUAUGACUCCUGUUCAGGCCUCAGUAAUUCCGUUGUUCUCUGGAAACAAAGAUGUUGUGGUGCAAGCUGUGACAGGUUCCGGCAAAACAUUGGCAUUUGUCAUUCCAGUUUUGGAGAAAAUAUGUCAUUUCCUACGUGAAGAAUCAACAUUCAAAAAAGGGCAUUUUGGAUCUUUAAUUAUAUGUCCUACGAAAGAGCUAGCAUUUCAGAUAGAAGCAGUCAUCAACAAUCUUGUUGAAUUUUGUCCUGACGAGAACUAUAAACUAAAAGCUCAAGUCGUUCUUGGGGGUAUGGGAACUGUAUUGACAGAUGUACAAAAUUUCAUGAAAACCCGAGCACAAGUCAUUAUCGCCACUCCAGGGAGAGCAUUGGAAUUUUUACAACACUCCAUGGUGAAAUCAUCCAGUUGUCAAGUAUUAAUUUUGGAUGAAGCUGAUCGAUUACUUGAUCACAAUUUCAGUUCAGAAAUGUCAUUAAUUGCCAAAAUUUUGCCUCGACAGAAAAGGGUUGGAAUGUUCUCUGCAACUAUGUCUGCAGUGAUCGAUGAUGUAUUUAAGCUUGGCAUGUCCAAUCCUGUCCGUAUCACUGUGAAAUCUGAUCAUUUGAGCCAAAAGCUGAUACCCUCGAAGUUGAAACUAUUUUAUAGCAUCGUCCCGGCCGAUGAGAAAAUAGGGUUUCUUUUCCAUCUGCUGGAAUCUUAUCAAUUCAAAAGGGCAAUUGUUUAUUUCCCCACAUGUGUGUGUGUUUCUUACUUCUAUCUGUUGCUAAACCAUCUCUUGUCCUGUUUGAAUAAACAAGGCAACGGUUGCAAAGGUAUAAAGCUACAUUCCUUGCACGGAAAGCUGCAGUUGGAAACUAGGACAAAAACGCUGUCUCAUUUUUCCGGGCUUUCAGAUUGUAAGAACGUGCUGCUCAGUACAGAUGUCGCCGCUCGAGGCUUAGAUAUACCUGAUGUCGAUCUGGUCAUACAACUCGAUCCUCCUACGGACCCUGACGUGUUUGUUCACAGAUGUGGUCGCGCUGGUCGCGCUGGAAAACCCGGUACAGCUGUGGUGUUUUUGACUCCAGGCCUAGAAGAAAACUACGUUGAUUUCAUGAGUAUGAGAAAGGUAGAAUUACACGACCUUGGCAAUGUUCAUUACAAUCCUCAAAGAUUUGAGCUCAUCCAUACGGAGUCACGUACCUGGUUACUUGCUGAUAGAGCUAGACAUGAAAAGGCGACAAAGGCGUUUGUGACUUACAUCCGACAUUACUCGAAACAUUCUGCUGCGUCUAUAUUCCGACUUUCUGCCUUGGACUAUUGGAGGCUCGCUAAAGAGUUCUCCCUUUUUAGGUUUCCAAAGAUGCCAGAAAACAGGUUCAUCCAUGAUUUUCCUGAGGGCGGAUUCAUUGAUAAAAGUGUGAAUUUCGAAAGUCACUCGUACUUAAACACUCAGAAGGAAAACGAAAGAUUGCAGCAACUUUGUUCAUCCUCGAAAGCAGUACAGCUCAAUGACGCAAUGCUCGAUAGAAAAGCACGGAAGGAAAAGAAUUUACCCUGGAGUAAAAAUUCAAAGUCUAAAGUUAACGAAAAGCAGUCGUCGUUCAGCUUGAAAGAGUCUAAGAAAAAAAAACGGCUAUUAUUACCAGAAGCUGGAAUUCGGGAAACACAGGAGGAUUGGAAAGAUCUCGUGAGGUCCAAUAAGAGACGAAAGGCGAGCGAAACGACGAGUUUUUUUAAUGAUUUAUGA